GACAUUUUUGCUCGACAUUUAUUUUCAAGUGUCCUCAUGAAGAGAGCAGACCUGGAAAAUAUCAGCCAAAAACUUUUCCCUACACAAAAUGGAAAUGUCGCUAUAGUGACGGGAGGUGCUAAAGGAAUUGGUUAUCAUACUGUGAAGCAUUUGGCAAGACUUGGCAUGCAUGUUAUACUAGCUGGAAACGAUGAAAGUGAAGGCCAAGAAGCUGUGAGGAAGAUAAAAGAAGAAACUGUGAAUGGAAAAGUGGAGUUUUUACAUUGUGAUUUGGCUUCAAUGAAGUCCAUACGGCAAUUUGUGCAACAGUUUAGAGCAAAGAAUUGUCCACUCCACGUCUUGGUGAAUAAUGCUGGGGUGAUGCUGGUCCCUGAAAGGAAAACAGAGGAUGGAUUUGAGGAGCACUUUGGCUUGAACUACUUGGGACAUUUCCUGUUGACUAACCUUCUCCUGGAAACACUGAAGCAAUCAGGAACUCGCAGUCGCAAUGCUAGAGUCAUCACUGUCUCAUCAGCCACGCAUUAUGUAGGGAGAUUGCACCUUAAUGAUUUACAAAGCAGGUACAAAUAUCUUUUUUCUGUUUGCACUGGCCUGCCAUAAGACUGCAUAGAUUAGAGUCAAUGUAAAUUGUCAUUUAAUGUCAGCUGUGAUUUUCGUUAACCAGAGGCUCAAAUAAUUGCUGAUACCAUUAACUUUCAUAAUGCUGUGAUAGUUCUUGGCUUGUGCAACCCUUCCAGUCAUGUACCGGAAGGAAAAAUAGCAUAUAAACACAUUUAUAAAUUAAGCCUGUUUUACAUUAGGCCUUGAAAAUCUUUCGGCUCAUUUCAGUUGUUAUAUAGUUGUGAUGAAUGUGGUAUAAAAAACAUUAGACUGACUCCAUAAUCAGGGCAUACAGGAUUCUAUGCAACUGGGGCGUUGUAAAAUGGCAUAGAUAAAUACUAACAGAUUCUGGAUUUAGGUAAUUGUCCUGCAACCAGAUCCACAGGCAGAUGCUGGCACAGAGCCCCAUCGUAAUUCCCCUCCAGAGUAACACACCACUGUUGUGGUAUGCGAGAGCCAUUCUUAGCUUAAAGGGUUUCAGUGCUUCUGGACUACUGAAACUUUAUGAUUUGCCAAAGCCAGCCACUCCUGCCUGCCUGGCUGGCUGGCUGGCUUUUAGCUUCUCCUCCACCCACACACUGUCUGCCUCUUCUUCCUUGGCAGCUCCACUGGCUGGCACACAGGUCUUCUCUAACUAGCCAGAAGCACUCUGUAUAAGCUUCUCCUCAGAAACCCUGCCAGCUGGCUGCCACUGCAUCAUGUUGCAGAUGGCAUUCCUCCUCCUCAGGUACCAUAACCCAGCCCCCUGCCUGCUUCUCCUGCUUUCCACCACAGCUAGCGUACUAUAUCCCAGCUAAGUCUUUUGUCCACCCUGCCUAUUUGCCUUUUCCCUAAGUGUACAUCUACAGCUGCUGCCCAGCUGCUCCUGCUCUCUCUCCAUUGUCCUCCAGCUACACAGUACUCCCGCACACUGUGCCAGCUUUCCCUGUUCUGCUUGCAGCCUUACUGAUCAGCCCCUGUUACUGACUGCAACCAUCUACCCAUACCCCAAUAUACCAGCUAUGCCCCUUUGCCUGCCUCCUAGCUUUGUCACCUCCAUGUCUUCUGAACUUUCAAAAAAUGUUGACUGAUUAAGGGGUUAACAGAAUCCAAACGCAUAUUAAUGCCUUUUUUUAAGCUGGGCAAAGGUGCUGCAUAGCACCAUUUUUCCAAAUAGUCGACUCUGUUUUCUCUUUUGUGCAAGAAAAUACAAAUCUUUAUGCUAAGUAAAACAGGGCUGCUUGUAUCAUAAGUAACUGCCUAAAAUUGUUUAAUUAAUUUUGAGAAAGAGAGAACUGUGUUUCCAAGCACGAUUUACUAACUAAUUCAAAUGGUUUUAACCUUGCAGUCAAAGUCAUAGAGUUUCAGCUAGUUUCAGUAUGAAACCAAGCAUUUCACAUAAUUCCCACCAAGUCAGAUUUCAUUCCCUGUGGUCCUUGAGGCACCUGGUCUGAGUUUUCAUUUGAGAAUGAAACCUUAAUCAAGAAGGCUAGUGUCUUUUAUUGGACUCUUUCACAUAUGAACACCACAUUAAACUUGUCAAGACUUCCUAUCUGAUUUUAUUCUAGGCUAUCCAUUUCAUCACAAGUAUAUUGCAUAAUCUCUGCAGAGCAAUUGUAAUUCAUUGUCUAUGA
Molecule: messenger RNA, 2213 nt
Organism: Chelonoidis abingdonii (Abingdon island giant tortoise)
Lineage: Eukaryota; Metazoa; Chordata; Testudines; Testudinidae
Source: RefSeq, a predicted model, not a curated record